AUGUUGAUUUUCAUAGGCUGGUGCCGCACGGGAACAGAGACAGUUGUUGUUGACGUGAAGGAGUGCGAGGCAGCAGGCAGCAGAUGCCACCCACACGCUGACUGUCUGUGGGUCAGAGGCAACCACACCUGUGCAUGCCGUAUGGGCUACCAAGGAGAUGGUCUGCUGUGCAGUGACCUCGAUGAAUGUCUGAGUCGCCUGUACAGCUGUCACCCAAAGGCCCAGUGCAACAACACCCUCGGCAGCUACAGCUGUGUUUGCCUCGACGGGUAUGUUGGAGAUGGCACCAGUUGCGAGGAUAUUGACGAGUGUCAAAAAGAAAACGGAGGCUGCCAUCCCAAUGCUCUGUGCACCAAUUUCGACGGAGGACGACGUUGUCAGUGUAAAAUCGGCUUUACGGGAAACGGAUUCCAGUGUAUGGAUAUAAAUGAGUGCACGAACCAACGGAUCUGCCACUGGAACGCAACUUGCACCAACAAUCCUGGAUCUUAUGUGUGCACUUGUAACUCUGGGUACAAGGGGAAUGGGAACUACUUGUGUCUUGACAUUGAUGAAUGCUCCGAAACGCCACGGGUGUGUUCUUCCUCAGUUGGUUACAGAGGCUGUUUAAAUCUGCCCGGCUCCUACCGCUGCAUAUGUAGCAAUGGCUUUGAAAGUAACGGACAGAACUGUGUAGAUAUCAAUGAAUGCACAAACAACAUAUGCAGCCCAUUUGCAGAAUGUAGAAAUAUAAUUGGCUCAUAUGACUGUAGCUGCAAAAGUGGGUUUGUUGGAAACGGGCUGAGGUGUGCAGAUAUAAAUGAAUGCGCAGAAAACAACGAAUGCCACCCCAGUGCUGCGUGCAUCAACAGGCUGGGCAGCUAUGAGUGCUCCUGUCUGGUCGGUUUUCUUGGAGAUGGCCGACUGUGCGAAGACAUUGAUGAGUGUGCGCAACCUGACAUCUGUCCAUCUACCACUACGUGUGUCAACACCGGUGGGUCAUAUUACUGCGACUGUGGGAGUGGGUUCAUCUUUAACAAUACCGAGUGCAAUGACCUCAAUGAGUGUGAGACGGGGCGCUGCAGUCCUGACGCCGCCUGCACAAAUUCGCCCGGUUCCUUUUCUUGCCAGUGCCUGACAGGCUACAGGGGAGAUGGUUUCACCUGUCAGGACAUAAAUGAAUGCUCCUUGGCUUCACGGUGCCACUCCAAUGCCCGUUGCGUUAACCUUCCCGGCUCCUACCAAUGCACUUGCAAUGUGGGUUAUUCUGGAGACGGGGAAACCCAGUGCGAUGACAUAAACGAGUGUCUGGUGGACAAUGGAGGCUGCAGAAACAAAGCAACCUGUGUCAACAAUCGAGGUUCUUUCUCGUGCCUGUGCCCACCCGGUUUCAACUUGAUCAAUCGGACUCUUUGCCAAGACAUAAAUGAGUGUGAGGAAUUAAGAAAUCCAUGUGGAGUGAACGAAGAGUGUAAAAACAUUGAUGGGUCUUAUGAGUGUCCCUGCCAGGUCGGGUACUAUCGUCCUGCCAGCAACAUGGGCUGCGUUGACAUGGAUGAGUGUAAAGAAAACCCCUGCCAUGUCAACGCCACGUGUCUGAACACCAUCGGGUCACACACUUGCACCUGCAAGCGAGGCUUUACCGGAAACGGCACUCGAUGUGCAGAUGUAGAUGAGUGUGCCGCGAAGGGAACAUGCCACGCAAGAGCCGUAUGCAGCAACUUUAUAGGGACGUUCUUCUGCUCUUGUCAGCGAGGUUUUAGAGGCGAUGGCUUUUCCUGCCAGGAUGUGGAUGAGUGCUCAUACUCUAACACCACCUGCCCUGCUUUUUCAAAGUGUGUCAACUCGCCUGGUGCUCAUGUUUGCUCGUGUUUAAACGGCACAGUGGCUUUGAAUGACACCUGCGUGCCACCUCCACUUCUGUGUGAUCCUCCAUGCCAUAGUAGGGGCCUUUGCCACCACUCAGCAGCUGGAUACCAAUGUGUGUGUGACCUGGGUUACGUAGGUGAUGGACUAACUUGUUCUGACGUAGAUGAGUGCCAGAUGGAAAAUGCCUGUCCUGAAAAUGACACCGCUUGUGUGAAUGUUCCUGGAUCAUUUUCCUGUGUCUGCAAACAAGGAUUCACCCUGAAUGGAACGCAUUGUGUCGAUGUGGACGAGUGUGACACUGGGCAGCACGAAUGCAGUGAGUUUGCCCAGUGCGUUAACAUGAAGGGUAACCAUUCCUGCUUCUGUUUAAGCGGUUUCACGGGUGAUGGGAAAAAUUGCUCUGACUUUGAUGAAUGCCAAGCCCAAAACGGAGGGUGCCACCCAGUUUCCAGCUGCAUAAACAUGCCCGGAUCUUUCUCCUGUGUCUGCCCAAGCGGCAUGGAGGGUGACGGCUUUGACUGCCAAGAUGUAGACGAAUGCGAGCAGAACUCUUCCCUGCCACACAACUGUAGCGUCCACGCUUUGUGUCUGAACUCUAAUGGGUCCUACUCCUGUCAGUGCAAGGAUGGAUACCAGGGGGACGGUUUUGUCUGCAGUGACGUGGAUGAAUGUGAACUACCCGCAGCUUGCAGCCGAAACAUGACGUGCAGCAACGUUCCUGGUUCCUACAGCUGCCACUGUAUGUUGGGAAGGGUAUAUGAGGAGGGCACAUGUGUGAGUGAAGACACCUGCGUAAAUGCGAGUAGCAGUUGUCACCCUCUCGCGGAGUGCCACCCACGCCAGGGUUCGUUCUACUGUGGAUGCACGGAUGGUUACGAAGGAAAUGGCACUGACUGCUGGGAUGUGGACGAAUGCGCCCAAUCACAAGAUAAAGUCUGUUCUGCUUUCUCCUACUGCCUAAACACAAAUGGCUCUUACAUCUGCAACUGUUGGGAAGGUUUUCAAGACAAUGGGACUCUCUGUCAAGACAUUGAUGAGUGUGGGACCGGAAAUUUCACCUGCCCUGAAAACAGUUCCUGCACUAAUCUAGACGGGGGGUAUGAAUGUAUCUGUGAGCCGGGGUUUGAAGGCAACAGCUCCCUGUGUAUGGACAUUGAUGAGUGCUCCCUGGGCCUCAUCCAGUGUUCUAAUUUUUCCAGCUGUAUCAACACAGUUGGCUCUGCCAUUUGUGAGUGUUGGGAAGGUUACCAAUUUAAUAGCAUUGACUGUGAGGAUAUCAAUGAAUGCCUUGAUAACUCUACCUGUCCUGAGCAUAGCAGAUGUGUGAAUGCCAAUGGAGACUACCAGUGUAUUUGUGACACAGGGUUUUCAAACGUCAGUGACUUGUGUGUGGAUAUCGAUGAAUGCAUUGACAAGGAGCUGGGGGAGCUCUGCACAAAUGGGACAUGUAUGAAUGCUGUUGGCUCAUAUUACUGUGAAUGUGACACGGGAUUCUGGAAUAACAGGACACAGUGUGAAGACAUAGACGAAUGCUCAAACUCCCACAACUCUUCAGUGUGCCAGCCGAAUUCCACGUGUGUGAAUAUCGUGGGGUCAUACGAUUGCCUUUGCAAUGCAGGCUUUUUUCUAAAUGGUACAGAGUGUCUGGAUGUAGAUGAGUGUGAUAACCCAGAUGCCAAACUUUGCCAAAAGCAUUCAAUAUGUUACAACACAGUAGGGUCUUUUAUCUGUCUGUGCUCUUCUGGUUACGAACCCAUCAACUCGUACUGUGAGGAUAUUGACGAAUGUGAGUACAACACCACCUGCCGCUAUGACCAGGUGUGUACAAACCUGCCCGGAGCGUACAACUGUUCUUGCCCAAAGGGGUACCAUGAAGAGCAGGGGGCUUGCGUUGAUAUCAAUGAAUGUGAGAGUUCUCCUUGCCACCACCUGGCACGGUGCUGGAACACACUUGGUUCCUUUUCAUGCCACUGCCAACUUGGCUUUGGUGGAAACGGCUCCUGGUGCGAAGAUGUUGAUGAGUGCUUCGCCCUGACCAAUCCCUGCCACCCUCUGGCCCAAUGUCACAACACUCCAGGAUCAUUUGUGUGUGUGUGUAGGCCAGGAUUCAUGAGUGUUGGGUCAAUUUGCGUAGACAUUGAUGAAUGCCAGCAGGGCAGGAGGCAUUGUCACUCUUCUGCUACCUGCAUCAACCAUGUGGGAGGUUUCAAAUGCUCAUGCAAUCGUGGAUGGAAACCUUCUGAAGAUAACGGUCAUGGAAAAGAUGGAUGCGUUGACCUGGAUGAGUGUGUGUCUCCCACACGAUGUCCCCAGCAUUCAUCGUGCAUUAACCUACAAGGGACUUAUGCCUGUUCGUGUCCAGAAAACAACACAGUGUGCAGAAUUUUAUCUCAAACGGAAAGCACUCUCUACCCAUUUGGAGCAGAGGCUGGAGACAAAGAUGUUGUAAUAGACACAGAAGAUGGCAAUUCUCCAUACAUCACUCCACCCGUGGGCUUUCCGUUCAUGGGGAAAAUGUACAACCGGAUCUAUUUUUCUGAUAAUGGCCUUGUCCAUUUUCAAUCUGUAGCUGAGAAUGAGCAGUAUCUGCUCCCGUCUCCUUCCUCUAGCGGUUUUCCUGAUGACAUGAAUCUGGCACUGUUGGCCGUCUUCUGGGAUGAUGCCGACCUCACCCAAGGGAAUGGCAAGCUUCAUUAUCAGAUAGUGUUCAAUCGCACUGCAGAAGAAGUGACAAAGUUCGCCAGCUUGAGAAGAAAACCAGCUUUUUCUCCCACGUGGAUCCUCAAGAUCACAUGGGACCACGUCAUGCCCGUCUGCUACCAGAGGGUCAACUUCUCAGAGACUAAUACUUUCCAGUGUAUUCUGACUACGGAUGGAGAACGGUCCUUUGCCCUUCUGAGGUUUGGGGAAAUGCGCUGGGGCCCCGGCUUGAGGCAGUACCAUGAUGCUCUAAUUGGGUACACGGAUGGAAAAUCUUCUGUAAAGGAGACCACUGAUCCCCCAGAAAACCUUUUCGGGCCAGGGGGCAGAUACAGGCCUCAGGAAAAAACAGGAACUCUGGGGAAAUUAGGCCAGCUGGUGUACGAUUUGUCGGGCCCCGUCGGGUCGGACGUUGAUCCCGGGCUAAAGUGCCAGGCCUGGGCGAUGAGGGAACCCCACCCCGCCGAGUGGAUGAUGACCCAGUCUUCCUGCCCCUGCACACGCACACAGGCCCUGGAGGACCUGUCGUUCCUGCAGGACGUCACCGAUCCGGGUCCCACGGCGACGAAGCUGAGGGGUCAGCGGUGGGGGGAUUCUGCGGGGCAUGUCUUCAGAUCGCUCCUGUCCAACGGGCACGGAGCAGGGAAGAGGUGUGUGUACGAACCGGACGGACCCCUGGUGGCUGGGUACAACGAACGCUACUACUCCGGUCGCACCGUCCAGGAACACAUUGAUGAAGAUCUCCUGCCGUUUCAGUGGUGCUGUAUCGAGUCUCCUUUGUGCCAGCUUUACCUCAGCAAGAGGCCCAUGGACCGCUGCCAAGGCUACAGCUGGCUCAGCCCAGAUGGCUCUCUGCUAUCCAAGAAGGCAACUCAGGGCACCGCAAUGGUGUAUGGCAGCCUCCAUUUCAUCACCUUUGAUGGGACGGAGUACUCCUUCAAGGCCCUGGGAGAGUUUGUGAUUUUGCGUCUCUCAUCUGCCUCCGGCUCCAAUAUCUUCACCCUUCAAGGACAGAUUGACAAGCUACACUCAGACACAAGGGGAAUCAUUGAAGUCCCAGUAGUGGCGCGCAUGGCUGCUUUCCACCAAGGCAUUGGCAAGAUCGAAUGGAGGUGUUCAGAGACAAGUGGUGGACUGCAGAUUUAUGUGGAUGACGCUGAGGUUGCAGUCCGAGUCGGUGUUGUGUUCAUGGGCAGGAGGGACUUUGCCGUGCGCUGUGAAUCGGUGAGCCGCUGUGCCGCCGUGUACGCCGGCGGCGUCCAUGUGGUGGUGUGGCGAACCGUUGGCUGCAAUCAGUUGGCGGGCAUGGUCGAGGUUCCUCAGACCUUUUACAAUCGCACGGUGGGACUCAUGGGUCUCUGGAGCACCAGCGGCGCCGACGACUUCCUCAUGUCGGACGGAAGGGUCCUCCCAUCCGAAGGCCUCAACCCCCCCGCCGAGGAGCGGCUGCAUCUCUUCGGCAUGUCCUGGGCGGUCCCAGGACCAGAGAGCCUGUUGUUCUCUGCGCCUCCGCGGGUUCCACUGGCAUCCGCGUCCACCCAGGUCCUGCUGGAGGGCUUCAGUCCUGCUGAGGUGGAGGAGAAGAAGAGAAUCUGCCAAGGCGACAUGCAGUGCGUCCACGACACGCUCGCGUCCGGCAUCUCCGACCUGGGUCAGCAGACCCUGGGCGCCAAGACGAAAUUCCAAAAUCUGGCUGUGGUUUUCGGUAACGCGCCUCCAUUAGUGACGGGCCCCUCGGCGAUCCACUGUGAGGUCGGCUCUCAGGUCAACGUUCAGAUUGUUGCUCAAGACCCCAACGAUGACCCCGUCACCUACUCGUUGCUUUUGCCCCGGCCUCCGGGGGCUUCUGUUGGCAGUGGUGACGGCUACCUGACAUGGACGCCAUUCAGCACACAGCCUGUCCAGCUCACCAUCAAGGUGAGCGAUAAACUCACCAGCUCCCUGUUCACCCCCAUGCUGCGCGUCUGCAACUGCCUCAACGGAGGAACCUGCCUGUACGACAGCGUUGUAGAAAACCACCUGCAGGGAAAGUUCCAGGUGGUGGGCUGCCUGUGCCCAAACGGAUACAGCGGAAAGUUCUGCGGGAACACGACAGACCUUUGCCGAGGAAAACCUUGUUUCCGAGGGGUGACGUGCCAGUCAAAUUCAAAUUCGAAACUCGGCCAGUUCACCUGUGGAGAAUGUCCCCUCAAUACAGUCUCCAGCGGCAAGGAGGGAUACAAAUGCUUCGAACGAGACAUGUGCCGGCCUCCUUUCCCCUUCCCCUGCCACAAAGACGCAGACUGCUACAGCACCAAACUGAACUACACGUGCACGUGUAAGCCCGGGUUCACGGGAGACGGCCACAACUGCACAGAUACCGACGAGUGCGCGGCCCUCAUGCCCUGUGAAAACGCCAAAUACGAGUGCAAGAACACACGCGGCUCCUUCGAAUGCCUCUGUAGAUACGAAGACAUCGAGGACCUCAAAGGAUGUGGUGACUCCCCCAAUCCUCCAGGAUACAACGUCUUCAACGUCUCCGUGGGCUGGAGGAACAACAGAGCCGAUGGGCUCAAACAGCUGGAUGACAUCCUGAGUAAGGGUUUCAGAAAUAAAUUCUACAACAUCAGCAAGUGGGAACGGGGAGAGGGAUCCAAACCGGGUGUGGGCGAAUAUCGCGUGGGAGUGUCCACUGACACACCUCACUGGUACAUCAGAGACUAUCUGGCCAGAGUCAGCAGCCACUACGACAUCAGGGAUUUGGAAGUUGACGAUCUGGAUGAGUGUAAGUCCAAGGAGGCGGCGUGUGUGUACCCUGCCCUGUGCGCCAACACCUAUGGGGGCUACCGGUGUGUUUGCAAUGGCACGACGGAUGUGAGUGAAAAGCAGUCCUGUGUAAUAGACAGAGGAAAAGAGACCAACUCAGAGGUGGACCUGGUCCUGGGUCUGGUUCUGGGCAUCGGCAUCCCCCUGCUCCUCCUGCUGCUUUUGGCCGCCCUGGCCUGCCUCUGCUGCCGCAAGAAGACCAUCACCGGAGACAUUCCCCACUUGUUGCCGGACUACAUCCAGGAACAGAACAACCCUCCCCCUUUCAACUUCUCUGACCCGGCCCUGCGCUACAUGACCCACUGCAGCCCUCGGAUCAUCGAUAACGUCAAACCCAGGCAGCGCCUCAGAUAG
Molecule: messenger RNA, 7707 nt
Organism: Menidia menidia (Atlantic silverside)
Lineage: Eukaryota; Metazoa; Chordata; Actinopteri; Atheriniformes; Atherinopsidae
Source: the annotation of a GenBank genome assembly